Messenger RNA from Tetrahymena thermophila SB210, 522 nucleotides. RefSeq names its product oxalate/formate antiporter protein. Gene Ontology annotation, biological process: nucleocytoplasmic transport; activation of GTPase activity. Gene Ontology annotation, cellular component: nucleus; perinuclear region of cytoplasm; cytosol. The transcript has 6 exons. Gene Ontology annotation, molecular function: small GTPase binding; GTPase activator activity. NCBI's taxonomy places the organism in Eukaryota, Ciliophora, Oligohymenophorea, Hymenostomatida, Tetrahymenidae. The record is from RefSeq and is a predicted model, not a curated record.
AUGCCUAUUUAAUUUAUAAAAGGUAAAAUUGAGAAUUAAAUUGGUGACGAAGGUGCAUCAGGCUUAGGUUCUGGUUUAGCAAAUUGCAUUAAUCUCUCAAAUUUGACACUUAACCUUCGUUGUAAUAAAAUUGGUGACGAAGGUGCAUCAGGCUUAGGUUCUGGUUUAGCAAAUUGCAUUAAUCUCUCAAAUUUGACACUUAACCUUCGUAGUAAUAAAAUUGGUGACAAAGGUGCAUCAGGCUUAGGUUCAGGUUUAGCAAAUUGCAUUAAUCUCUCAAAUUUGACACUUAACCUUCGUUACAAUUAAAUUGGUGACAAAGGUGCAUCAGGCUUAGGUUCUGGUUUAGCAAAUUGCAUUAAUCUCUCAAAUUUGACACUUAACCUUCAUGGUAAUAAAAUUGGUGACAAAGGUGCAUCAGGCUUAGGUUCUGGUUUAGCAAAUUGCAUUAAUCUCUCAAAUUUGACACUUAACCUUCGGUAAAAACAGUUUAUUUGUUUUGGAUUGUAAUAUUUUGAAUGA